GUGUGAGGGCAGCCGAUAGUUUUUCAUGCCAGUCCUCGUGAAGCCGCUAUGGCUGCAGGGUCAGCUGCAAAGUUAACCGCGUUUGUGGGCAAGCUCGGCACCUGUACCAAGUGUUUGCGCCUGCCAAGACUGAGUUCGCACAGCGUGCGGUGGCAUCAUGCUUCGUCGCUUGCUCUCCGGCAGGAAAGGAGGCUGCACCCCCUUGGUGGUUGCCAAGCGAGCUGCUGCAGAUGCAGGCACGGUCCCUGUCGGACAUUCAUGACGGCGGCCCCCUGGUCUCAGGCGCCCCUGGUUCAACAGCCAGGCAGCCUGCCCGAGACCAGCACAGACCCAUUCGAGCUGUCCAAGCAGGACCUGGCUGACAUCUACGAUGCCAUUAAAAAGGAGCUAUGGGUGUCAAAGCCUCAGCUGAAUGAAAUUGCCAGCUACUACUUUGAUGGCCAAGGAAAAGCAUUUCGCCCCAUGAUCUGCACAUUGAUGGCCAGGGCUGUCAACAUUCACGUGCACAAUAGAAAUGUGCUUCUAGAUUUCCAAAAGAAAGUGGCAUUAUUGUGCGAAAUGAUCCACACUGCCAGCCUUGUCCAUGAUGAUGUCAUCGAUACCUCCGACACAAGGCGAGGAAAGCCCAGUGUCAAUGUGUUAUGGGGACAGAAAAAGGCAAUUCUAGCGGGCGACUUUGUGCUCUCCCGAACAGCACAGCUGCUUGCCAAGAUUGGGAGCAAUGAUGUCAACAGUUUCCUGUCUCAGGUUCUUGUGGACUUAGUUCAAGGAGAAUUCAUGCAGCUGGGUUCCAAAGAAGAUGAGGGGGAGAGAUUCUCUCAUUACAUACAAAAGACAUUCAAGAAGACUGCCAGCCUUAUUGCCUUUGCCUGCAGAUCUGUAUCCAUACUUGGAGGUGGAGAUGACAAAAUACAGGAAGCAGCCUACCAGUAUGGCAGGAAUGUUGGCAUUGCAUUUCAGUUGGUUGAUGACCUCCUAGACUUUGUGUCCAGUCAGUCUGACCUUGGCAAGCCUGCUGCUGCCGACCUCAGGCUAGGUCUUGCCACCGCGCCCGUCCUGUUUGCGUGUGACAAGUACCCCGAGCUGAACGCUAUGAUAAUGCGGCGCUUCUCAGAGCCCGGAGACGUGGAGAGGGCCUAUGAGGCAGUUCUGAAGAGUGAUGGCCUCGAGCACACACGGCUGCUGGCACAGAAGCACUGCAGCGAAGCUGUGCGGCACCUGGCGCCGUGGGUCGAGUCACCGGAAAAGCAGGCGCUCAUCAGCAUCACCGAGAAAGUGCUCAACCGCAAGAAGUGACCGUGUACAUACAAACGGAGCCUACCGACAGCCUUGGACAACUUACGCGCGUCAAGAGCUGUUCCGUAUAUUUUAUUCGACAAUCACAAGAAAUCUGACAAAGUGAUUUUCACGGAUGUGAUGUGAUUGAAAAAAAAAAAUGGUGCGAAUGAACUUUGCGCAUAUACUUGCAACAACAACGAAAGCUUAUAUAAUGGCUCCUUUUGUUUGCCUGACCUAAUCCUUAUACCAGGAAAGAGAUAACGUAGUUGUACAUAAGACAUGUACAUAAAAGUAAUGAGCUUGGCUAUGAGAAGAAAAAAAAAAAACAUUUCACUCUGUGCAAUUGCAG
Molecule: messenger RNA, 1627 nt
Organism: Rhipicephalus sanguineus (brown dog tick)
Lineage: Eukaryota; Metazoa; Arthropoda; Arachnida; Ixodida; Ixodidae
Gene: qless
Product: all trans-polyprenyl-diphosphate synthase PDSS1
Exons: 10
Coding region: 49-1296 (415 amino acids)
Biological process (GO): isoprenoid biosynthetic process; ubiquinone biosynthetic process
Cellular component (GO): mitochondrion; transferase complex
Molecular function (GO): prenyltransferase activity
Source: RefSeq, a predicted model, not a curated record